UAAUGAACAUUUUUGGUCCUCCGGGCCGGAUCUAGUUCCGGUAUUUUCGUUCAUUUUUUUGUGUAAUUUUCGUUCGUGCUAUCGCGGCGUUGUUAGCCUCGUGUGAAGUGAAUUCUCGCACAUUGACUAACAGUUUGUGACUCUGAAGUGCUCGUUUUGGUUGGCGGGAGCAGCGAUCAGUGUCUCGGCUGUGGUUGAAACGUUUUAACUAGUUCGUUCGACGACUCUAACCUCUAGGUUGAGGUUAUGUCUUCCGUUUCAUUUGAAAACGAUCGUUGAACCCUUUGGUAGUCAAUCACCAUGGCUGAAGGGCAGUCGGCGCUGGUGCGCAUCCGUCUUGCUGAAGGUCGUAUUAAGCGAGCCUUUGAUCUCGCGCAGAUGGUUCCCAGUGAUAGCUCAAAAAUAAAUUUGUUUCGCGCCACAGCGCGCGACCUUCACUGCGUCCGAGAAAGGUUCGAAACGGACUUCGUCAUCGUUGAAACAACCGCAACGACCGAAGAUGGAUUCGAUGCUGAGGCGCACACCGCACACUUGGCUGACUUUGAAGAAAAAUAUUUCGAAGUGAUGUCAACAUUGGAAGCCAUUGAGGAGGUCAAGGUAGUAUCACCAGGCACACCCACUACUCAGGUGAGCAAAUCUCGUGUGGCUCUUCCAAAAAUCUCUCUUCCCAAGUUUGAUGGGAGCCCUCAGCAGUGGGCUAAUUUCUCUAAUUUAUUUGUCACCCUGGUAGCCAACAAUGCUGAUAUAUCAUCAGUGGAAAAACUGGCCUACCUCAAGACCGCCCUUAAUGGGGAACCACUUGGAAUGGUGCAAUCUCUGCCGAUCUCUGAAGCGAAUUACGAGGUCGCGUGGAAGCUUCUUGUUGGCCGCUACGAGAAUAAGAGGCUAAUUGUCUCAGUCCAUGUAGAGGCCCUCUUGAAGGCCCCAAUGGCUGCGUCUGACUCACCCAAGGCUCUGCGCAAUUUGUUAACCAUUGUAAACGAGAACCUCUUGGCCCUUAGGGCACUGGAUGUCCCUGUAGACCAAUGGGACUUGAUUUUGCUCCCUAUUUUGUGCAAGCGGUUAGACUCUGUCCUUCAAACACAGUGGGAGCUUACUCAAACCGAUGCCCUUCCAACUGUAAAAAACCUUUUGUCCUUUAUCGAAACCCAUUGUCGGGCCCAGGAAACUGUGACAGCUUCUCGGUCACAUGUUCCAGGUGCAGGACCUACACAGUCAAGGAACCAAAUGCCAAGCUGGAGACAGGCUCGUCAAUCUGUGAAAAGUUUGGUCAGCUCUCCACAAUCAUGUUGCGUUUGUAACAGUACCCAUGUUGUUUUUAAGUGCCCUAAAUUCAUCAAGAGUAGUCCCAAGGACAGAUAUAAGAUAGCUAAGGAGCACAAAUUAUGCCUGAAUUGCUUGUCACCAUCUCACGCAUCCAAGGAUUGUUCAUCAUCAUCGUGUCGUUAUUGUGGAUCCAGGCAUCAUUCUCUGUUGCACUUCGAGCAACAGACAGCCAUCAACCCUGGUCCGGGCAAGGAUGCUUCAACCACACUCAUUGAACCAAACCCUGCAACUGUUGCAGUUGCUGCCGCUCUACCAAGUGAAGCAAGAACAGUGUUAUUAUCAACAGCACAGGUACACGUGUUUGAUUCAAGUGGAACUCCAAUGGUCGUGAGGGCUCUGUUGGAUACUGCCAGCCAAGCUAGCUUCGUCACAGAGAGCUGUCUGCAAAGAUUGAGGCUUACUCGUAGAAGAUCUCAUCUACCAGUACAAGGUUUAGCUAACACUUCAGUGAAUGUGGCCAAGUCAUGCGCCUCCAUUGUUAUGGCACCAGUUGGUAGCACGAGCCCCCAGUUUGCAGUAGAUGUAUUUGUAAUUUCGAGAAUCACCUCCAAUUUGCCAAGUGCCAAGCUGAGCGCCAGGGUCCGUGGUGCAGUGGCACAUUUGAAACUUGCCGACCCUGCAUUUGACACCCCUGGUCCUGUUGAUCUGUUAAUUGGUGCAGAGUUAGUUCCUAGACUCCUUACUGGGGCCAAAAUUGACGGUUCACCCGUAGCUCUGGACUCUGUGCUUGGGUGGAUACUGAUGGGACAGGUGGACACACAAGUCCCAUCAUUGACUGCAACAUCUUUGUGUAUCUCUCUUCUCACUUCACACCCUCCUUUGGAUGAGGUAGUAAAAAGGUUCUGGGAAUUAGAGGAGUUUCCUGCGACAACACACAAGUCUCCUGAAGAUGUCAAAUGUGAGGAAUGGUUCAGUAAAACUCAUCUGAGGUCUGGAGAUGGGCGUUACAGUGUAUCACUGCCCUUUCGGCAACCUCUUCUGAAAUUGGGUGCGUCAAGGCCGCAGGCUCUUAACAGAUUUCUUCGUCUUGAAAAUCGUCUCAAGUCUGAUCCCAAAUUGAAGGCCAUGUAUUCAGAGUUUAUGAGUGAUUAUGUAGCUAGUGGUCACAUGGAAGAAGUAACAGAGUCACAGAUUCCUUCAGCGUCGUAUUAUAUUCCCCAUCACUGUGUGGUUAAACCUGAAAGUUCAACUACAAAACUGAGGGUGGUUUUUGAUGCAUCCGCCAAGAGCUCUUCAGGUGUUUCGCUGAACGAUGCGCUCUUUACUGGCACCCGGCUUCAACGGGACAUAGUUGACCUAUUGUUGAGUUUUCGUCUGCAUGUAGUAGUCUUCACUGGUGACAUCAAACAGAUGUACAGACAGAUAGGUGUACACACUCAUCAGGAUUAUCAGCACAUUGUUUGGAGGUUUAAUGAUGCUGAACCUGUGAAGGAUUAUCGUCUCAAGACUGUAACCUAUGGUGUCUCUGCAGCACCGUUUCUCGCAUUACGUACACUUCAACAAUUGGCACAGGAUGAAACCGAGCACUUCCCAACUGCAUCACAGGUCUUACUUACAGAUGUCUACGUUGACGAUGUUGUCACUGGAUCUAAUUCGGUUGAUUCUGCCUUGGCCAUUCAGAGGGAGCUUAUAACACUCCUAGGAAAAGGAGGCUUCAAGCUGCGCAAAUUUAUGAGCAACCACCAAGCUCUUCUGGAUUGGUUGCCAGUGGAGGAUAUUGAGAUCCCACAACCAUUUUCAUUGGAUUCGGACGAUUGUGUCAUUAAGGUCUUGGGUCUGCAAUGGAAUCCUGUGUCGGACACAUAUUCCUACAAGAUACAGCCUAGUUCUGGCAAUGCCACAAAAAGGACAAUCCUGUCAAAUCUGGCUAGGAUUUUUGAUCCUCUUGGGUGGCUCACCCCACUGAGUAUGUUUGCAAAGCACCUGAUCCAAGUCUUGUGGGCACGGAACCUGGGCUGGGAUACUGAACCACCGGAUGACAUCCUAAGCAACUGGAAGAACUUCAACACUCAGCUGUCACAACUGUCAUCAGUUACCAUUCCCCGACUGAUUCGAGGACAGGCAGGAGGUUCCUACCAGUUGCAUGGAUUUUCGGACAGCUCCGAAAUUGGUUACGCAGCAGUUGUGUACUUGCGCAUUGACAACCCUGAUGGUACAGUUCUGGUACACUUGCUGAUUGCCAAGUCGAAGGUAGCGCCACUCAAGGUUCAGUCGCUGCCUCGCUUAGAACUAUGUGGGGCCCUUUUGUUGGCUCGCCUGCUUCACCAUGUCAUUGAUGCCUAUGGAGCGACACUGCACUUCAGUUCGGUUACUGCCUGGACUGAUUCACAGGUAACUCUUGCCUGGAUAAACUCUUCUCCACAUGAGUUAAAGACCUUUGUGGCAAACCGGGUUAGUCACAUUCAAGAGCUAACUCGUCCAGAAUGGUGGAAGCAUGUUCGUUCUGAACAUAACCCGGCAGACUGUGGAUCCCGUGGGCUUCUGCCAGCACAAAUUGUAUCUCAUCCUCUGUGGUGGUCUGGCCCUUCAUGGCUGAAGAAGGCUGAGGACCAGUGGCCUGAAGGUAUUCCGUGCAUUAAGGCUUCUGACGUAAUCCUGCUUGAAAGGAAGGUAGUGGCAUUGGGAACUUUUAUCUCCCCUGGGGACUUGGACACAUUAUUGGAACGUUUCAGUCGGUUGACAAGGCUGUUGCGUGUUACUGCCUGCUUGUUCAGAUUUAUCAACAAUUGUCGUCAUCCACUGGAAGGACGGGCCAUAGAAGAGCUGUCAUCGAAGGAUCUAAACACUGCCCUAGAGUUCUGGAUACGUUAUGUUCAGUCCAUGUGCUAUCGAAGUGAUUUAAUUGCCUUGAAGAAGGAUCAAAUCACCUCCCCACAACUUCGUAGAUUGCUACCGUUCAUUGACUCCAAGGGAGUGAUUAGGGUGGGCGGCAGACUGUCUCAUUCGGAUCUGCCCUUUGAGCAGAAGCACCCAGCCCUUCUUCCUAAAUCGAAUCCCCUGACAAGACUGAUCAUAGGUCAUUACCAUGAAGUUAAUCAACAUCCGGGAAUACAAGCACUCCAGGCCAUUCUCAGGGAGAAGUUCUGGAUUAUGGGGGACAAGCGUGCAAUCACCAACCUUGUGCACCGCUGUGUGCGUUGUUUUCGUGCAUCUCCAUCAUCAGUUGCUCCGCUGAUGGGAAACCUUCCAGCUAUGCGGGUUCAGCAGGUAAAACCGUUCUCAAGGUCGGGGGUUGAUUACGCUGGUCCAUUCUUGAUUAAGAUGGCCCGUCUUCGCAAGGCUGCUGUGCUGAAAGCAUAUCUAUGCGUGUUUGUCUGUUGCGCAACAAAGGCAGUACAUAUCGAGCUAGCCUCGGACUUAUCGACAGAUGUGUUUUUGGCUGCCUAUAAACGUUUCAUUGCACGUCGAGGACGUUCCUCGGACAUCUACAGCGAUUGUGGCACCAACUUUGUUGGGGCACGAAAUCAGCUCUCCGAACUACAACAACUCCUCACGUCGUCUUCCCAUCAAACAACAGUGGCUUCAUCGCUCGCACAUCUUGGUGUGACUUGGCAUUUCAACCCGCCAGCUGCUCCUCACUUUGGGGGUUUAUGGGAAGCGGGUGUCAAGUCGUUCAAGUCCCAUUUGAGGAGGGUGAUAGGAGAGCAGAUCCUAACGUACGAGGAGUUAAACACAGUAUUGGCUCAGGUUGAAGCAGUGUUGAACUCAAGGCCGUUGUGUCCCCUCAGUGCGGAUCCCAAGGACUUCACUCCUCUGACCCCAGGCCAUUUCCUGACGCUGGAACCGUUAGUGACAAUACCCGAACCAGAUUUACGUCAGGUAAAAAUGAACUGUUUGCAUCGCUGGCAGCUUGUAUCCCGACUACAUCAAGAUUUCUGGCAUCGCUGGCAUCGGGAUUACCUGCACACGCUGCAACAACGUAGCAAAUGGCAGAAAAGGGCGUCAGGUCUUGCCCCCAACCAGAUGGUGCUGGUCAAGGAAGACAGGCUUCCACCUCUGCAAUGGCCGCUGGGGCGCAUUGUUGAUCUUCAUCAUGGAACGGACGGCGUGGCACGAGUGGCCACUGUACGCACUGUCACAGGCACUGUCAAACGGCCAGCAGUGAAAUUAUGCCCGCUCCCCUGUGACUGUUGAAAUCGGUGAUUUCAAGGUGGGCGGUAUGUUAUGUAUAUUGUAUAGUUUCCGUGUAAAUAGACCUUGGACAUUAUAAACAUUGUUGGCAUUGGUCAACACACUUGAGUUUUGAAUCUCGCGCGCCGCGCUGCUGGCGAUAGUGGCGCUGCUACUUGGCUGCUGUGAGUUGGCUGCCCUGCUUCCUCCGGAAGUCAGUUGUUCUACAAAGGCAUGGUGGUAAGUGGUGCUAUCGGGUACUCUUGCUAUCUGGCGACAUCGGUCGCCAAAUUAAAUAGUUUUGUGCAAUUCACUGUUUUAUAGUCCAUUAAUGAACAUACACUGAUAUCAGUUAACUUCCAGUAGAAUCUCCCUGGAGUACUGGUAAUGAAAGCAACCUUGACACUAUCAUUUUCAAACUUGCAUCACAAAAUGUUACUACUAGUGGUGGAUAUAAUUUGGAGUCAGAGUCGUUGCUGCCGUCGGUCGCGACUGUAAAUGCCACAGUUUGUAAAUUACAAAAAUUUUAUAGUUGCAUCUGUUGCCAUUUCUUUCACGAUAGCCGUCGACUUUGUUCUUGCGCAACCAAAUUUUUUUGCUACUUCAGAAUUUGAAAACAUUUUUCUGAAUAACGGGCCCGCGUGAUCCAAAUCAUUUGAAGGAAUAUUAUGUUCAACCAAAAAGUUUGUAAACAUACAUUUGCACGUAUUACAGCAUUGUCUGUGCUAUUAUUUUUAGCGAACUAAUCACUAACCUUUGAAUUGACUGCGACACUUUUAACAUUUGCGAGAUGUUAUGAACAGUUCACGUGGAGAUUGAUGUCAUAUUUUCCGCCGUGCCCAAUGUUGAUGUCGCAUCUACACACUGAAAAAAAAAUGCGAACUGUGUUCCCUUGCUUGAUUUAAGAAUACACGGAAAAUCCCGCGUGUAUGUAUCACGAAUGCGUAUCACGUUUCGGGGGCAUUUUCUUCCUCACUUGAUUCCACUUCCGUUAAUUCUGCACAUAACACUUUUUAUUAAAAACAUGCAAUAAAUUCGUUUCCUAACCUGUAAUAAACAAAAUCAAAAUUGGCUCAACUUUAACUGAAGAAUCACAACAUACGCUUAUGCACGACACCAUCUUGCCAAACUAAAAAUGCUAUUUAAACUGGUUCGUGAUUGGUUGUAAGCGCAUCAAUGUAACUGAGGCGGCCAAUAAGGAAAGAUAUACAAUCGAACAACAAAUUACGUGAUUUGCUGGCCUUCGACCAAUAAUAUAACUCAAUUACCGCACUCGUUUCCACAGCAACAACACAUGGCAACAGCAUUCACAAACCAUACAAUAAAACAUUUAAGGCAAACGGAAAAUACAUGUUUUAAUAAACGUCUCGUACUUAAAAUUCGUAAAAAAUGCAGACAUCCUCGUACAAUCGUAAAACGGACAUGAUUUUCGUACAUUUUACGAAAAAAUCGUAAAGGUUGGCAAGUCUGUCAUGAGUGUAAUUGCUGAAACUGAAUUGAAAUCAUUAGAAAAUAAUUUGAAAAGUGCAAAUUAUUUUUCUGUGAUGUGUGACGAGUCGACCGACAGUGCUGUGCUUGAGCAGGUCAUUGUGUAUGUGAGGUACGCACUUGAAGGGGAGAUCCAUACUGACUUUGUAGCAGUCAGGCAUGUCGACAGGCCUAAUGCUACUCAGAUAUUUGAGUGCAUUUUAACCGUUUUACAUGAAUAUUGUGGUUAUGACAGUGUGAACAUGAAGAAACACUUGGUAGGCUUUGCCAGUGAUGGUGCAGCUGUAAUGAGAGGUUUACGUAAUGGUGUACAAGCGAAAUUGAAAGAAAACAUGCAACCAAAUUUAGUUGCUGUUCACUGCAUGGCUCACUGCUUGGAGCUCGCUGUAAAAUCAGCACUCGUCCAAAUACCACUACAUUCUAAAAUUGACAUUUUCUUGAGAAAGGUUUAUUCAUUUUACCAUCACAGCCCAGUUCAUCGCAGUCUUCUAAAGAAUUCCUGCGAAACACUUAAGAUCAAGUUUUACGCGCCCACAAGAGUUGAGGAACUCGUUGGAUUCCACACUUGAAAUCAUGUGUCACAAAUGUAAUCAAAAUAAUUCCUGCUCUUCACUUGACUGCAACAAAUCUACUGCAAGACUCCAAAUGUGAUGCAUCCACCAAUUUAACAUGCAAAUUAGUUAAAGAAUCUUUGCAAAGUUUUGAAUUGGUACAGUACAGUGGCGUAGCCAGGAUUUGCGUAUGGGGGGUGUUAAGAAGCAUGGCCCCCCUCCCCCCGUAUUAAAGCGGGGGGUCCGGGGGUCCUCCCCCGGAAAAAUUUGGUUUUUAAGGUGUAAAAUAGUGCUAUUUUAGCAGUUUUCGGUGCUUAAAUUUAAAUAUUGUAAUGGUAAAAAUUUUAUUAAUUUUAAUAUGAAAUUUGUUUGAGUGAUGAGUAAGAAAUUAAUUAAAGAUUUGGUGCUAAGGGGGGGGUUCGAACCCCUAAAACCCCCCCCUGGCUACGCCCCUGGUACAGUACCUGCAUUUCUUUUGUGACAUACUCUGUGCAUUGAGUUACUUAUCACAGUCUUUCCAGGUCUCAGGUUUGACAAUAGCAGAGACAAAUUCAACCAUACAAGAGACUAUUUGCAUGUUGCAGAAACUGAGAAUCAGUGAAGGUUUUCAUUUACGUUCUUGGAGAAAAUCGAUGGAACCGGACGGAAGACAGCUGAAAGGUCCUCUUCCACGAAGCCCACCUGUCUGCGUGCUUCGGCCUGCUGCUUCAGCCACUAGAGCAAGAGGGUAGUCCUUCAGUAACGUUCGCACGUCAACAAGAUCUCAUACCAUUUACAUGUUGGUUUUUUUAUUUACCACCAAUAAUUAUUUAAAGGGAUUUAUUUCUUGUGUGUGAUUUAAUAGCCAAGGUGCAGAAUUUUCCAAAACUAUUAGCAGAAAAAUUUUAAAACCACAAACUUAUUUAUGUAUGUUAUAUCUGAAUAUUAAAUUUAAAAAAAAAAGUGUACAUGCAUCAAAUGUGUGAUCAAAUACGGAUAAAAACUGCUUAUGUGCGAGGAUAAUGAUUUGAAUAUAGUUAGGAAAUUCAUGUUGAAUUUUUUUAGAUGUGAUGUUUGCUAGCUGAAUUUACUCUUUUAGUGGUGAAAAUCUACUCCAUAGGAAAUCUACCCCAGUGGCAAACAGUGAAUUGAUUAAGUCUCAGAUUCUUGGGACAGACUUGACUAAUGUAAACAACUUAUUAGUAAAAACUUAUAUAUUAUGAGUAGAGCAUGUUAUUUUACUGUUCACAAAACUAAGAGGUUUAAAAUUUGGUUUGAGCAUGCUUACGGUAUUUACAGUAUAAAUACAUGUGGUCAUGUAAUUGAUGUCUACUAUAUGUGGCUCUAGAAGCAAAGAUGACAGAGGGGUAAUAAGCAUGAGGCAAAAUAAAAGUUUCAAACAUGUAAAAUCUUUCUAUAAUGUUGGUUCAUGCAUUAGACAUGAUAAUUUUUCCUAAUUAUUUAUUUGGUGCCUUUAAAAGUUUGGGUUGCUUGAGUUUAAAAUAAAAGUAAUAUGAUAUAACAGUGGUGUAGUUGAAUGUGUAAUGUGUUUACAAGACGGUCCCAGAUUUGUGAGUAUGUUGUACAGUAAAUAAACAUUUCUAAAGAUG
This is a messenger RNA of Bacillus rossius redtenbacheri, 9064 nucleotides long. RefSeq lists its product as uncharacterized. The transcript is spliced from 2 exons. NCBI's taxonomy places the organism in Eukaryota, Metazoa, Arthropoda, Insecta, Phasmatodea, Bacillidae. The coding region runs from base 301 to 5460 and encodes 1719 amino acids. The record is from RefSeq and is a predicted model, not a curated record. Gene Ontology annotation, biological process: DNA integration. Gene Ontology annotation, molecular function: nucleic acid binding.